Messenger RNA from Eubalaena glacialis (North Atlantic right whale), 1953 nucleotides. RefSeq names its product oxidative stress induced growth inhibitor 1 (gene OSGIN1). Gene Ontology annotation, molecular function: oxidoreductase activity. The record is from RefSeq and is a predicted model, not a curated record. NCBI's taxonomy places the organism in Eukaryota, Metazoa, Chordata, Mammalia, Artiodactyla, Balaenidae. The transcript has 6 exons. The coding region runs from base 167 to 1603 and encodes 478 amino acids.
CUCCCACAGCCUCUUGGAUCCUCACGGGGUAAUGGGUGUCCUGCUCCCUCGGCCGGCACCGUGACCCCUGGUUCUCCUGGUGCCUGACCAGGCCAGGCUCACGAGUGUCCUCGACCCCUGCCCAUCAGGUUGCUGCCAGCCCCGAGCCCCCCCGAGAGCCACAGCCAUGAGCAACGGGUGGAAGGACCACCUUGGUGCCAGCGGCUCAGAGCCCCUCCCGGUCGUCAUCAUCGGCAAUGGUCCCUCGGGCAUCUGCCUGUCCUACCUGCUCUCGGGCUACAACCCCUACGUGAAGCCAGAUGCCAUCCACCCGCACCCCGUGCUGCAGAGGAAGCUCACCGAGGCACUGGGGGUCUCCAUCGUGGACCAGGACCUGGAUUACCUGUCCGAAGGCCUUGAAGGCCGGUGCCAAAGCCCUGUGGCCCUGCUGUUUGAUGCCCUCCUGCGCCCAGACACAGACUUUGGGGGCAACGUGGAGUCUGUCCUCACCUGGAAGCACCAGAAGGAGCGAGCCAUCCCCCACCUGGUCCUGGGCCGGAACCUGCCAGGGGGGGCCUGGCAUUCCAUUGAAGGCUCCAUGGUGACCCUGAGCCAAGGUGAUUGGAUGGGGCUCCCGGACCUGCAGGUCAAGGACUGGAUGUGCAGAAAGCGAAGAGGUCUUCGCAACAGCCGGGCCACGGCCGGGGACAUCGCCCACUACUACAGCGACUACGUGAUCAAGAAGGGCCUGAGCCACAAUUUCGUGUCUGGCGCCGUGGUCACGGCCGUGGAGCGGGGGACGCCCGAGCCCAGCGGCCCCGGGACCCGGGACCCCAGCCCCCUCUUCCAGGUGAACGGCUUCGUGACCGCCGAGGACCGGAGCCAGCAGCCCUUCUCCCUAUGCGCCCGCAACGUGGUCUUGGCCACUGGCACGUCUGACAGCCCAGCCCGGCUGGGCAUCCCCGGGGAGGCCCUGCCCUUCGUCCAUCAUGAUCUGUCGGCCCUGGAGGCAGCCACGCGGGCAGGCACCAUGUCCCCGGCCUCGGACCCCGUCCUCAUCAUCGGGGCGGGACUGUCGGCGGCCGACGCGGUCCUCUACGCCCGCCACUACAACAUCCCUGUGAUCCACGCCUUCCGCCGGUCCGUGGACGACCCCGGCCUGGUGUUCAACCAGCUGCCCAAGAUGCUGUACCCUGAGUACCACAAGGUGCACCAGAUGAUGCGGGAGCAGUCCAUCCUGUCGCCCCGCCCCUACGAGGGCUACCGGAGCCUCCCCAAGCACCAGCUGCUGCUCUUCAAGGAGGACCGCCAGGCUGUGUUCCGGGACCCCCAGGGCCUCCAGAAGGUCUUUGGCAUUGCCCUGGUGCUGGUCCUCAUCGGCUCCCACCCUGAUCUGUCCUUCCUCCCGGGGGCAGGCGCUGACCUCGCCAUGGACCCCAACCAGCCACUGAGCGCCAAGAGGAACCCCAUUGACGUGGACCCCUUCACCUACCAGAGCAUCCACCAGGAGGGCCUGUACGCCGUGGGGCCACUGGCUGGGGACAACUUUGUGAGGUUUGUGCAGGGCGGGGCCCUGGCUGUGGCCAGCUCCCUGCUGAGGAAGGAGGCCAGGAAGCCGCCCUAGCACCUGGCCUGGCAUCCUUGCACCCAGGCCCUAAAGAGGAGGGGAGAGCACCACGGCCCUGCUGGAUGCAGAGGCCAUCCCAAGAUGCCCCAGUGAUGGAAGGGGGCCUCUCCUGGCAGGAGACAGGAGCGGCCACGAGCCCAUGCAACAGCCCUCUCAGGUGAAGAGUGAGAAACCCAGGCUGCCAGGACUCAGACCAGGGUGGAAACAGUGACCACAGGACAGGGUAGGCCCAGACCUGUAAUUGGGGGUGAAAGCUGCUGGUGUGAGCUGGGAGCACCGGGGCCAGCUGAGCACCGAGCCAGCAGGACCCCAGGCCCUGCUCUUUCCAGAAUCGGGUGCCAAAUAAA